AAUGACGGAAGGGAGGCGGGCGCUUCCGACAACGCGCAAGGGGCGCCGGAAGUGGCGCCAGGGAGGCGCGGCGCUAGCGCGGGGCUCGCCGUGCCGCUGGCGGGAGAGGUGCGGCCGCCGCGCCGCGGGCACGUGCGCACGGUAAUCAUUGAGUGGGACUUCAGAAGCGGAUUGCUAAAACUGACAGAAAAUGGCAUAUCGAAGAGAUGAAAUGUGGUCUGAAGGGCGAUAUGAAUACGAAAGACUUCCAAGAGAACGGCUUCCUCCAAGGAUUCAUCCUGAUGAUGACUACCAUAGAGUAGUAAACAUUGUACCCAAGAAACCACCACUGCUUGAAAGACCUGGGGAUGGAAGUUACAGCCGGUACGAUGAUUACAGUCACGUUGACUACAGAGACUAUGAGGAGGGUCGCAGUUUUGCCCAUGAACGAAGAAGUGGUCCACCACACCGAGGUGUACGUAAGGAUGAAUCAGGAUACAGAUGGCCAAGGGAGGAUCAUCCUAUAAGUCGGCAGCCCGAAUACAGGGACAUCAGAGAUGGCUUCAGAAGAAAAAGCUUCUAUCCUUCCCAUUAUAUGAGAGAGCGAUCCCCUCAUAAGAGGGACUCUCCUUUCUUCAGGGAAUCACCUGUGAGCCGAAGGGAUUCUCCGCACAGCAGAUCUGGCUCUAGUGUCAGCAGUAGGAGCUACUCUCCUGAAAGAAGCAAAGUCUAUCCUUUCCACCAGUCCCAGCAUAGCAGAAGUAUGUCAUCUUUACAUAAAAGAAAUAUUUCUUCUCAGCAAGGUAAAGAGAGGACUUCAGCUCAGUCAUUGAAAACGUCAAGAGAUACAUCACCGUCAGGUUCCACAGCAGUACCCUCAUCAAAGGCCUUGGAAAAGAGCAACAGACUAUCAGAAAAGGAACUUGCAGAAGCUGCAAGCAAGUGGGCAGCUGAAAAGUCGGAAAAGGCUGACGAAAGCAAUUUACCGGAUAUUACAGAGUAUGAUGCUGGAUCUUCAGCUCCAUUAUAUGUUGAACAAACAGAGGAAACGGAAACAAAUAUAACGGAUAGUACAGAGUUAUAUGAGGAUGGCCUGCUCCUUGGCCGUUCAAAAGCAAUUGCAACUAAGACCAAGGAGAUUGAACAGGUCUACAGACAAGACUGUGAAACCUUUGGCAUGGUAGUGAAGAUGCUAAUUGAUAAAGAUCCUUCAUUAGAGAAGUCCAUUCAGUUUGCCCUCAGACAGAAUUUGCAUGAAAUAGGUGAGCGAUGCAUUGAAGAACUCAAACAUUUUAUUGCCCAGUACGAUGCUGCCAAUCAAGACUUGUCAGAAUCCUUCAAAGAGGGCUCAUAUUAAGGACAAAAAUACACUUUUAGAUCCUCUGUAGUGUAUACGCCAUAAUAUACAAAUAUGCUUUUUGUGGGGGAAGAGGAGUUCUUGUUGGAGAUCUGAACCCAAGGCCUAUGCUCCUCAUUGUAGCUAAGAUGGCUAUACCUUGUUCAUUGUGGUAUUCACAAUUGUAUUCUUCCUACCUGUACUUGUUGACAUUUAUUCCUUUGAAAAGGAUAUUCUCUUCAAUAAUGCUGUAAAGUGACAAACUAUUUUUGGAACUUUCACACAGUUACCUAGGAAAAAAUGUUCAGUCUGAUGUAUGUACACUUACAUUUCAAUGUUUAGAAGUGUAACUACAGGCACUGUAUUUUUUAUUAAAAUAACAAGAAAUAGUU
Dromaius novaehollandiae (emu) is the source of this 1707-nucleotide messenger RNA. It is a transcript of the gene PPHLN1, whose product is annotated as periphilin 1. NCBI's taxonomy places the organism in Eukaryota, Metazoa, Chordata, Aves, Casuariiformes, Dromaiidae. Gene Ontology annotation, cellular component: nucleoplasm. The transcript has 10 exons. The record is from RefSeq and is a predicted model, not a curated record. Gene Ontology annotation, biological process: negative regulation of DNA-templated transcription; negative regulation of gene expression, epigenetic; protein localization to heterochromatin. The coding region runs from base 191 to 1336 and encodes 381 amino acids.